Molecule: messenger RNA, 646 nt
Organism: Orbicella faveolata
Lineage: Eukaryota; Metazoa; Cnidaria; Anthozoa; Scleractinia; Merulinidae
Source: RefSeq, a predicted model, not a curated record
CUGUGGAAACGGCAUUCAGCCAGAACAUCGGUUCCCUCCGCUGGUGAGAAGGUUUUAAUCUACACAACCAGAUUGCCUCCGAGACUUUCCAGUAUGGAUAAAGUGAUUUUGUUGCUUUUUGCUGUGUUUGCGGUGUUUCAAGUACAGGCCGCCCCAGAACUGUACAAACGGCUAUUCCGAGAAGAAGCGUUGAGAGACUUGUUCUACGAGCUGGAGAACCUACCACGGGAACGAGUCAGCAAUGAUUUUUUCGACGAACCAGCCAUGUCGCGCGAACGAUUACGGGAUGAACUGAGUCCAAGAGGCCUGUGCGUCGAUCACCUGGCCAGAUGCUUCCAAUACGUGACUCAAUGUUCAUGGUCCAGAAAUGACUUUCACCAAGUGUCCAACUUCAACAAAUUUCAUGAGACGUGCUGUGCAACAUGCAGUCGCUUCAUCAAGUAAUCACUGAGUUUUUUGGCCACGGUCGUCUAGGGCAUUGGGAAAAUCAACGUGUAAACACCUUUAAAAUCGUUGCGUAGCUGUAGUCACUGGAUCCGUUUUGUCUUCAGUGUAAUUACUGUGAUCAGUAAUCAGUAGUCCUAGAUUAAACCAAAGGUUAAUAGCGUUGUGUGAAAUCAAUAAAUGCAUUUUUCAUUUUUGAUUU